AUGGCGUCCGCUUUUCUGGGACAAACGAAGAAAAACAGAAUAUAUAACUGGGCCAAAUUUCAUUCCCUUAAACCACACUCUCUCCCCUUCCCAUCCCACCAAACAACCAUUCGCAAAUCCACCACCACCAUGUUUUACAUUUCAGAUAACGUCAGCGUUGUCGAUGGAUUUGUCGUGUUAACUAUUGAAAAGGAGGGUGCUUCUGUCCGCAAGGUUGUCAAGAAGUUCCACCCCAAGAGCAAGCUGUUCCUGCUGGAGGAGCGCACCAAGCUGGCCAACUACGCCCUGGUGGACCUGGACGAGUACCACACCGCCUUCCCCGGCUCCGACCUUGUCCCCGUCCCCAGCUCCCAGCUCUUCUCCGUCUGCACCACCUCCAAGAGGCUCUUCUACACCACCCCAGACGGCUUCCGCAUCGUCAACAGCAAGACCCCAGACAGACACAGACGCUGCUCCCAGGAGUACACCGUCAUCCCCGUGGUCUACAAGGACAAGCCCACCAAGUACCUCUAUCUCAGGGACGAGACCCACUCCACGCAGUACCUGCUCGCCGACGUCACGGUCGACAGGGACAUUGUGCACUCCAAGGACUCGUCCUUCUUCGAACAGGAGAUGAAUGUGGGUGAGAUCGUGUUCACCGAGAACGAUCUGUCCGUCUUGGCCGGCUUCCAGCAGUACAAGGCCCAGUUUGCAGAGGACAUCUACUCCUACUUCUCCACCAUCUACUCCGAGGUCAGGUCCAGGUACCACCGCCGUCCCUACCUGUCCUCGUUCCACCGUCCAGGCUACGGGGAGACCUUCCCCAAGGACCUGCAGAUCCCCACCAUCCAGAAGUACAGCUCCAUGGGGUCUGCCUUUCUGUUUCUGGCGGAGGUGUUCCCACAACUCUCCUUUGCCGAGGACUUUACCUGCGAACAUGAACAGAGUCCGCCCAAGUCCAUUGAUGCCAUCGCCUCGUGGUUCACUUUCAAGCUGCUACCGGGCUCUGACAACGAACUGUGGUACCUUUUGGUGCGCAUCUGCUGCUACAACUGGCAGGACACCUCCGUGGCGUACCCAGCUCUCCACACCUUGAACUCCUUUCGCCAGCUGGUCGACUCUAUCCGGGCCCUGGCCACCUACUCUGUUCUCUACCGGUUUCUCCAUGCUGGGGCCAUCCCCGGUGACUCUACUGCCGAUGAGAUCUUCUUCACCAAGAAGAGUGAGCCAUGGACCUGGACCAACGUCAUGUACCACAAGCUGACCGUGGCGUACCAGAACUACACCAAGUUCAACGUCAGGGUGUGCAAGCCAGACGCCGUGCUUAUCUCCGGCAAGAAGUUCUCCCGAUCCUACAUCAGGGAGUUUUACGCCAACGUCAAGGAGCGUUUCGAGUCCAACCUCUCUGACCUGCGUCAGUAUUUCGACAAGGUCUUGUCUGUGCAGGCUGUUGCCGAUGCCACGCUGAACUCUCCCACUGCCAUCGAUGUUGCUGAGAAUAGAAUCAAAACCAAGAAUUCGCUGUUGCUGUUGAUCAACGAGACGGCUCUGGCCAAUGUUGUUCCUGAUUUCAAGCCCAAUGUCACCAUCGAUUCACAGGAGGUCGCCAGGUUAGUCGCUGAUAUGGGAGUGUGUGUCAUGUGGAUGAUCUACUUUUCUGCCACCGGGCCCUACAGGUUUCCUGAUAUGCUGAUACUGAAGUAUGCUGGUAACCAACGUAACCUGUUUGUGGACCCUGAGUCUCGCUGCCUGGACAUCAUUACUGAGUAUUCCAAAAACAGAGAGGGCAAUCCAAUGUGCAAGACCCUGGACAAGGUCACCUCAGACCACCUUUUCUACUACAUCAUAGUUGCACGUAACAUGCUGAAGCACGCCGUGGGGACCGAGUAUGCUGAUAUGAAACGGGACCUGUUCAACGAGACCAACGGUGCUGCUGAGGAGUCGUUGCUCAACGGCUACCUGGCUAGGUCCAUUGGUGACGGGAUCAGUGCUGAUGAUAUGGACCCGGUUAGGUACUCCAGAAACGUGGUUAAUUCUUUUGUCUUUGUGGACUGCACCUCCCAUUCGCUCAUGCACUAUGCCAGGUUCUCUGCGUUCCUCAAGCUCUACCCCAUGUCUGUUAACUGGAGCAUGCGUCUGCCAUUCCGGGAGAUGAGGCACGGUAUGAUCAAGCUGGUGCGUGAGUACGUCAAGGUGGAAGGGGAGGACGUGGGAGUGUCUGCUGCCAAGGAGACGCUGGCUGGUCAUUCUGCUGCUACUGGGCUGGCCACCUACGGUAUUGACCAUGAGAAAGGUCUAGCUGCUGAUGGCUCUCUUGAAGAAAAGUACGCCUCCCUGGUCAAUGCUGCCUGGCACCACUGGCUGGGUCUUGGUUACGGCUCUCCUGCCGAAGAUGGUGAGUCUGAUAUUGCUAAGAAUUCCUGUGAGAAACGGUACUUCCAUCCCAGUGGCUCCAUCAAGGACCUGGCCAUGGCCGGUGUCAAGCUCUAUGGUAGUAAGUUCGAGUUCAGGGAAGGCCAGUUUGACGUUGCGGUUGAGAUAUACCUCUCUGGUUCUCAGGUCAUCCCCAUCCAGGCCCUCCCAGGCUACGGGAAGACGGCUCUGUUCCAGCUUCCUCUGAUGGCUGUCUCGCUGUGUGAUCAGCCUGUCGUCUCUUUUGUCUUUGUUCCAUAUGUUUGUCUGGUAUCCAAUAUGAAAUUACGGUUCUCUUCCUCUGGUUUAAGUUGUGGUUUUGUCAAGGAUUUGUUUGCUGGUGGUCCCACUGUUGCAGAAAGCCAUCUUUUUUGUGACGUUUACGUUGGUACUUUUAACGAUCUAGGCUCUGCCAACUUUAUCAAUCUGGUCAAUAACACCAUUAUGAUAGCUCGAGCAAAAAAAGGAUUGGACGCCCGGCCGAAAAACCACAUCCCUGAGGUGCGCCUCGCUGAUAGGUGA
Messenger RNA from Naumovozyma castellii, 2913 nucleotides. RefSeq lists its product as uncharacterized. Bases 1 to 2913 code for a protein of 970 amino acids. The transcript has a single exon. The record is from RefSeq and is a predicted model, not a curated record. NCBI's taxonomy places the organism in Eukaryota, Fungi, Ascomycota, Saccharomycetes, Saccharomycetales, Saccharomycetaceae.